Messenger RNA from Penicillium cataractarum, 1344 nucleotides. RefSeq names its product M20 family metallopeptidase. Gene Ontology annotation, molecular function: dipeptidase activity. Bases 1 to 1344 code for a protein of 447 amino acids. NCBI's taxonomy places the organism in Eukaryota, Fungi, Ascomycota, Eurotiomycetes, Eurotiales, Aspergillaceae. The record is from RefSeq and is a predicted model, not a curated record. The transcript has 4 exons.
AUGCAAAAGGCUGAUAAUGGAAUCCACAAGGAAUAUCUGCAACUGAUUGACAGUGUGCAGGAAAGUUUCUUGCGCCAUGAUGAUAAGUUGAAGCGUAUUAACCAAGAGAUAUGGUCCAAUCCCGAGCUAGGCUUCGAGGAGCAUAAGGCGCAGAUACCAUCAUGCGCCUUCUUUGAAGCUCUGGGCUCUGAAGGCUAUACAGUCCGCCGAAAGUGUUUUGGCCUUGAUACUUCCUUCGAGGUUGAAUACAGCAAAGGGACGGGAGGAGUCGUGGUAGCUUUCAAUGCUGAAUAUGACGCCCUUCCCGGGAUUGGGCAUGCAUGUGGGCAUAAUCUUAUUGCGACUAGUUCCAUUGCAGCUUUCAUUGCUGCUGUCGAGUCAAUGAACAAGCUUUACAGCGCGGGACUCUCUGAUGCUUUCACCUUGCGACUACUUGGAACACCUGCAGAGGAGAAUGGGGGAGGGAAGACCCAUAUGAUAGCCGCUGGAGCAUACGAAGAUGUCGAUACGUGUCUGAUGGUCCACCCUGCCGGAAGUAUGGGGCCUCUCGAGGCUAUGGGACUGCACGGCAUUGCUGCUCCCCCCGUUGGAGCUUUUCUGGCUAAUCAGAAAAUUGAGGUGACAUUCACGGGUAAGCCGGCGCAUGCAUCCGCGUUUCCAUGGGAAGGCGUCAACGCUCUCGACGCUGCAGUUGCAGCCUAUGUCAACAUUUCGAUACUACAACAACAAAUUCACCCGACACAACGUAUUCAUGGUAUCAUUUCACAUGGUGGCGACCGUCCCAAUAUUAUCCCGGCUCGGACCGUGAUGAAUUUUGAUAUUCGAUCAACGGAUAAACAAGGAUUGGAAGCAUUAGAGGAAAAGGUUCAGGGCUGUUUCAAGGCUGCAGCUCAGGCAACGGGCUGUGAUAUGGAGUACACGAAGUAUGUUUAUGCCUUGUUCGCUCCUUAUGUUGAGGACCCUCGCUCAUGGUCAAUCGAAUACAGAAAAGAACGAUAUCUUGACCUGAAAUCCAACAUGGUGAUGUGUAAGAAAUACGUGGAAGCGGCAAAGGCCUUGGGUAACGCUGUUUGGCUUGGAGGCGAAAGUGCUUCGCCCUCUGGGGCUUCCACUGACCAAGGAAAUGUGUCAUGUGUUACUCCUAGUUUCCAUGGGAUGUUUAUUAUCCCCACUGAGAAUGGCGCACAGCCACACACGCCUGAGUUUACCAAAUACACCGGAACAAUGGAAGCAUAUCAAAGCUGUUUGAACGCUGCUGCCGGAAUGGCUAUUGUCGCAUGCCAGCUACUUGCAAAUACGGCCCUGAUUGCUCAGGUUAAGGAAUUCAGCGAUAUGAGGCAGUAA